Molecule: messenger RNA, 5702 nt
Organism: Podarcis lilfordi (Lilford's wall lizard)
Lineage: Eukaryota; Metazoa; Chordata; Lepidosauria; Squamata; Lacertidae
Source: the annotation of a GenBank genome assembly
AUGAUCGUCAUCAUUCUGCAAGUGAUCUGCAGCCUUGUGGUCUGGCUGUCGCUCUAUGGCGGCUUCUUGUACCGGAACAAGCAUCGCAGCCCCGAAUGGAGCUGCCGGCUGGUCACCCUUUUGCAUGGGCUAAUUGUCACCUUCUUCUCCGGCUACAUCGCUUUGAUUGACGGACCCUGGCCUUUGACUCAUGCAGGUACGCAGAGAUGAUUCAUCCUCAAGGGGGUUGGCAGAGGUAACAGGGGGUCAAGUGUGGGUGAAGUUGCUCUGCUCACCCACCAUGGCUAAAUCUCUGCCUGCUGUGCCAUCCCCAUCCCCAAAGCACAGCUCCGCUGUGACAUUAUUCAUCCACCCAUUCAUUUCAUUUACAUCUCAUCUUUCCUCCAAGGAGCUCAAAGUGGCAUACACAGUUCUCCACCUCUGCAUUUUAUCCUCCCAACAACCCUUUGAGUGGUAUGUUAGGCUGAGAGACUGUGACUGGCCCAAGAACGGCCUGUGAGCUUCAUGGAUGAGCAGGAAUGAAGGAAUGAAUGAUUGAAUAAAUGAUCUCCUGGGUCCUAGUCCAACCCUCUAAACACUAGCUUCAUGGAUGAGCAGGAAUGAAAGAAUGAAUGAAUGAAUGAAUGAAUGAAUGAAUGAAUGAUCUCCUAGGUCCUAGUCCAACCCUCUAACCACUACACCAUUGGCUGAGAGUAUGAUUUGCAGCCCUGAUUGCUCCUAGAGAUCUGAAUGCCUAGAAAAAAAACAUCCCAGGAGAAAUAGGGUGGAGAAUUCCAUUUCCCUGCCAUUUUUCCAGUUUCUCCCCCAACUUCUUUUAUUAUGAACUUAGAGAAAAUUGGGGUAUUGGGCAUUUUUUUAAUUUGGUUUUUCUGCGGGGGGGGGGGUAGGAGGCAUUCACAUCUCUAUUGUUCAUUGAGUACAAAUAAUGCCAUGUAGCACUUAUAUAAAGCGCUUUGGGGUGUUCAAAGAGCUUCACUUGUAACUUGUACAGUGACCCCGAAAGGUAGGUCUGUAUCAUCAUCCUCAUUUUAUAUCCGGGAGAAGCUGAGCUGCAGUUCAGUGCUGGAGCAUCUGCUAUGCACAGAAAUGGCCCCAGAUUUAAUCCCCAGUGGCAUCGCUGGGUAGGGCUGGGAAUGUGCCCCUGCCCAGGACCCUGGAGACAAUACUGAGCCACAUGGAUGAACAGUCUGACUCGGAAUAAGUCAUUCUCUGCAUUGAGAGCAGUGGCUUGGCUAAGACAUUCAAACUAGCAUCUUCCUGUUUUGUAGCUCAGACCCUUGACUCCCAUUUGUCCUUGCUUCCCCUAACCCAGGUUCCCACCAUUCUGAUCUCCACCUGAUGUCUUAUUCCUGCACUUUAUCGUCUACUCCCGGCUCCAUCCACUUCGCCGCUUCCAUUCCAGCCUCGCCUUCCGUCCAGCUCACUUGAGUCUUCUUGCCUCGCUCCUCUACCCUGCCAUAAUUGUUCUUUCCUCUGGUAGACAUAAACUUCCCAGUUUUGCCCUUCUGUCCCGGAUCAGCCGAUUGAAGGAGAACAGGAGACCACAUUCCUAGACAACAGCUUUCUGCAACCUGGUAGCCUCCUCCAGCUCAUUUGGGCUAUAACUCCCAUCAGCACCAGCCAGCGUGACUGUGCCAACUUGGACUGGUGAGAGUUGUAGUCCAAAACAUCUGGAAGGCCCCCGGUCGUGGAGAGCUGAUGGCCUGGGAGGAAACUUCAUUGAACUUGCUGGGCCUUACUUCUGAGUAGAAGUGCCAAAGAAUGGCCUGUAAAUUCUGCAAAAUGAACAAAUGCAUUACCCCAUUUAUAGUUGCAGAUUGAGGCAUUCCCACCCACCCACCCCCUGAAGAAUUUCUGCUUCCUACAACUCUCAGCUUUUGUUGCUGAGUUUUUAUCUACCUCUUCUUCUUUUUAACAGCAAGAUUCUAGUCCUUUUGAAAUGAUGUUUGAAAUUAUAUAAAUAACGUCUCCAUAGAAUGUGGGUUUGAUCAGUGCAGAUGUUUUCCCCUUAUUUGUUUCAAGCAGAGAGUCCAUGUUGCUGGAUAGGGUCCAUUAUUUCAUCCUCUGUGCCCACAGUGAUUCUCUACACUCCCUUACACAGCUAAAAAUGUACACUGGAUUUAUUUUGAACUAUGACUUGCUAGCGCUCAUCUUCAGAACUUGUCACAAGUGCUAGAAUAUGGGAGCAAAUGAAAAAAGAAAGUACCUCUGGCCAUGUGCAGAGGGUCCCAUCUUAGCACUGAGCCCCUCCACUUCUCUGAAUAUCUGGGAAAAGGGGGUCAGAGUUUCUAGGUUGGAAACCUUGAUAUACAGGUAAACUGUAACCUUCUAACAUCUUCCUUUAAAAACAAAACAUUAUUAUGCCCCUGCUUUUACUUUUUCAGUCAUUCAUUGCACUUUAUACAUUAAUUGCAUGUCAUUCCCAAUCUCUCUCUUUUUCGCUCACAAUAAUCCUAUGAGGUAGGUCAGACUGAGUGAUAAUGACUGACCCAAGAUUGAGCUAAGCAGGGAUCUGAAUGUGGGUCUCUGCCGAAAUCCAGCAAACUGCUUGCUACCCUGCAAGGCCACUGGUUAUGCAGAUUGAUUACCAUAAUGCCUGCAUUGUCUGGGAACAAAUCAGACUUGCCCUGUAAUGACAUCACAAUCUCUGCAAUUUCCGAAGCGUGGGUCCUGAUGGCAGUUCCUAAGAUGCCUCAGGAAAGGUCAGCUGUUAUCUGAGACCUCCAGUUUAUUUUUGCUGGAGGUUCAGUGGCCAAAAAAAGGGUGAAUUGCUAGCCUCAGAAAUUAUUAUUAUUAUUAAGACCGACAGACAGACAGAAAGACUGAUAGGUAGAUAAUAAGCAAGUGCAACAGUGCCCAAGAACCUUAUGCAGUAUUAUACCCCCAUUGUUCAGCCAAGACACUGAGGUCCAGCUCCAAGGGCCUUCUGGCAGUUCCCUCACUGCGAGAAGUGAAACUACAAGAAACCAGGCAGAGGGUCUUCUGGGUAGUGGCACCCGUCCUGUGGAACACCCUCCCAUCAGAUGUCAAGGAAAUAAACAACUAUCUGACUUUUAGAAGACAUCUGAAGGCAGCCCUGUUUAGGGAAGUUUUAAAAGUUUGAUUUAUUAUUAUUAUUAUUAUUAUUAUUAUUAUUAUUCUGUUGGGAGCCACCCAGAGUGGCUGGAGAAACCCAGAGUGGCUGGAGAUGGGCAGGAUAUAAAUAACAAAUUAUUAUUAUUAUUGUUAGUAGUAGUAGUAGUAGUAGUAGUAGUAGUAGUAGUAUAUAGAUAUAAUAUCCUUGGUGGUGGUUGCAAUUACUUAUUAGUCCUGAGCAUGUUAGUGCACACUGCCAACAUGAUUUCAAGCUUUCACCCAUAACAAUGAGGACUAGAACUUUAACAGUGACCCCCAAAUGGUGGAGCUUCCGGUACCCUGCUGUCAAAUGACCCACCAUCUUUUGCCACUUUCCUUCUUUGCCCUUGCCUUUCGCUCCUCUGUUUCCCUUGGAACAAAUUCACGCCUGCCACUCUGAAUGUCAUCUCCCCUUGCUGUGUCCUCGCAAGCCCUUGCUUGCAUUUAGUUCAGCUCCUGAUCGCCAGGAUUAGGUCUUUAUAACUGUUUCACGAGGCACCUGUCGUCCUUGUGGGAGUAUCUAAAAAUUCCUCAGAGCAGGCUCUUACUCUAAGCCAUUUGGCCGAAUGACAUCUGAGCUACUGACACCAGCUGCAAAUCCCUUUUUCUCCACUUGUGUAAUUACUGCUGGGGUGAUCAGGGGGCCCAGGGCACCAUCUGGGCAAAGGCACAAAAUGGGCAUCAAAUAUACUACAGUGGUACCUCAGAAGUCGAACAGAAUCUGUUCUGGAAGUCCAUUCAACUUCCAAGACAUUUGGAAACCAAGGUGCGGCUUCUGAUUGGCUGCAGGAAGUUCCUGCAGCCAAUCAGAAGCUGUGGAAGCCCCGUCGGACGUUCGAGCUCCAAAGAACGUUCACAAACCAGAACACUCACUUCCAGGGUUGCGGCGUUCUGGAGCCAAAAUGUUUGACUCGCAAGGCAUUUGGGAUCCACGGUACGACUGUAUUGUAUAAUAAUGUUAACUGUGUUGAUUUUUGAGUGUAGCAUAACCAGGCAUGCUUUUGUAGCUGAUGAAAAACCAGACAUCAGCUUAUUCCAAGGCUUAGUAUGAGCAGCAGGCCAAGCCAGAAGGGCAAUGAUUCAGGUUCUUAUUAGUUUCUGCCUACGGUGCAAUGCUGAAAGCUGCCAAGGCUGUAGUGGGGAAUUAAAUGAAGGGCGUGCAGCAUCAGGAGCACCAGCAGACUUCCUGCAGAAGAGCUUCCAGGCAGGAGCAGUCUAUCUGAGUAAUGAGAAUUCUCAGUUUCAGUGGCCUUGAAAACCCACAGCCAUUUUUUAUUUGCCCCAAUGCCACUUCACAGGAACUUAGGAAACUGCCUCCCACAUAUCUUUUGGUCCAUCCUGUAUUGUCUAUUCUGAUUGGCAGCAGCUCUCUAAGAAUUCAGACUCAGACUUGUUCUGGGAAUAGUUAUGGAGCAUCUCACAGAACCAAGGCUUGAGUUUUGCAUGCAUGCAACACACACACACACACACACACUUCAAAACCAGAUUUCCUGUUUUAGAAUCUGACCUUUGGAUGCAUAAACAUGCUAUUUGAUAUCAUUCCCAAAUACUCUUUUCAGGGAAAGUUUCUCUUUUGAGAACUUGCUCAAAUUUUGGUGAUGGAGAGGAUUGAGUUCAAAAAAGCAGGGGAAUAGGUCUGGGACAUCAAAUGGCAAAAGCAUUGGAUUUUCAGUGUGUAAAAUGUGUUUUUUGUUACAGUCGUACCUCAGAAGUCGAACAGAAUUUGUUCCAGAAAUCUGUUCAACUUCCAAAAUGUCCAGAAACCAAAGCUCGGCUUCUGAUUGGCUGUAGGAAGCCUGUCGGCCGUUUGGCUUCCAAAGAACGUUCGCAAACCGGAACACUUACUUCUGGGUUUGCAGCGUUUGGGAGGCAAAAUGUCUGAGUACCAAGGUACAACUGUAUUUUAAAGAGCAGUUUUGAAACCUAUAAGGUGCAAGGGUCAUCAUUUCAAGCAACAUUAGAUUUGCACCCUAUGGUCCCUUCCAACUCUGCAAUUCUGAGAUUCUAGGAUGGCAAACUCAGUCAACCCUUUUUUCCUCAUCUUUCCAGGCUACCCCAACACGGCUCUCCAGGUCUGCCUGAUGUGCUUGUCGCUGGGAUACUUCCUCUUCGACUUGAGCUGGUGCAUUUAUUUCCAGAGCGAGGGCAACCUGAUGCUUUCCCACCACAUGCUCAGCGUCAGCGGCCUGGCUUUCGUGCUGAUGAUUGGCAAGUCUGCCACGGAGAUCAAUGCCGUCGUCUUCGUGAGCGAGAUCACCAACCCUCUGCUGCAGCUACGCUGGUUCCUACGGGAGAUGGGGAGCUAUCACAACCUCCUCGGGGAUGUGGUGGAUUACCUUUUCGUAUUUCUCUUCCUGGGGCUGCGCAUCGCCGGCGGAGCAUGGAUUGUACAGUCGGUGAUGACUUCGCCCAACACCAUCUGGAUGCUGAGGGGUGGCGUCCUGGCCAUGUAUGUGGUGUCCUGGGCAUUUAUGCUGGAUAUCCUCAGUUUUGCCAGGAGGAAAACAACGAAGAAAUAUUUUGCUUGGAAGAAUGAAAAAAUGAAAGGGAAGUUUCCCAAGGAAAACGGACAUCUGCCGAAAUGCUGA